CCGGAAGCUAAGAGUUAUUCGUCUUGAUUGGAGUAGUACACCCGGGGUAACAGGAAAUAGCUGGGAAUUGUGGGUGUAAAGAACGCGAAAGUUCUAGUUAUUUUUCCUUCGGUGGGCGAAAGGGGUCUAUGAAAUAUUGAGCGGAAGUCACGUUAAGAGCGUUUCUCUCACUGUCGGCGCAGUGGACGCCUGUCGGAGGAGCGCGGUACUGCAGCCCGCGGCGCGCGUGCCCGCCCGUUUCCAGCCGCCGUCUCGAUGGAGGAGGAGAAGGGGCGCGCGGAGCCCGAAGCGCGUCUUUCCGAGCGGGAGAACAGAAACCAUGGCAACGGCAGUGUCCUUUCUGCGUCUGCAGUGAGGGACCCGCGUUCUCUAUCAUACUAGUGUCGGCGGCAAAGCAGUUCUUUCUUGUGUCCGAGCACAAACAAAGACGUGGUGGUGUCUGGUGAGACAUCUCAGACUGACUGAGUCAGGGUUCCGCUGCAGUGAAUGAUGAGCAACUUGGUGAAAGUUUCCGUUCCUCUCAAACAAAGCGAUGCACGAAUGACCUUUUCUGGUGCAGCUCAGAGUGGAAUGGGUGUCUUCUAUCAAGCUAUUCCUGAUGUUGGGGCUGAUGGGAAAAAUGUAAUGAAGCUCAUUCCAGUCCAGAGGGUCAAUGGACAGUUUGUUAGAACACAUAUUAGCUCUAACGUGCCUAACACUUGCAAAAAUCCAGACAGUGAAACCCAAAGGGUAUUUGCCCAACCAAUCCAUUUCACUCCUGCUUCACGCAGUAGUUUUCCUGUUACAAGAUACGUGCUGCAAAGUCCAUCUGAUGUGAACUUCACAGUUAACCCUGUCAAUGGGACAGGAAAUUUACAGGAAAGAGUAACUGUAACAAGGAACACACCAAUACAGGUCCACGUUCCUAUAGUGACUGCCAAGGUCACCCCAAAUGUAGUGCCUGCAGCACCACCUGUGUUGAAUUGUGGAAAAACAAUAGCACUUGUCAAUAAGAAGCAAUUACAAGUGGCAGUAAAAUCUCCAGCACUCCCUAGUGGACAUUAUCUUCAAAUCCCACCCAACGCUGAAGUGAAAAGCAUUCCAGCAUCUGCACUUCCUCAUGCAAUAAAAAAGCACAUACUCACUCCACCAGAGAAUAGCAGUUUGGAUGUCUCAGCUGCCACAAAAAGUCUGCCGACUGUUGUUUAUGUGUCUCCAGUUAAUGCCCUGAAACUAAACAGUCAAGCACAGACUGAUUCAACGCGUCCUGCUGCCCUUAGUGUCAAACCUUCACCGAAAACAUUUCCUCAGCCUCUCUCUGUUCCUGCUGCAAGCUUCUCUCAGCCUGCAAAGAGCAUUAGUAAGACAAACCAAGCCCCUGGAACGCCAUUUAAAUGGGUAGUUCAAGAACGGUCUGACAUGAAUGCACCGUUCCUUGUUCCACAGGACUCUUCUAUGACCUUGGAUAUUCUGAGAACUCUCGCUCAGAUGGAGAAAGCGCAGCAAAGCGUUUCCAGUAACUCCUCUCCCAGCGACAAUAAGUCACCUGUCAUCCCAGGGAUGGACAAUGCUUUGGUCAUGUGCAAAGGGAAAAUGUUCUUUGUAGCCAAGAAAAUGUCAGAGUUUGAUCAUCCAAGUUCACUGCAGAAAACCAGCAGAAAUGCUGGUAGCCCAUCAAAGCGCGUUAUGACAGAAACCAAAAUUCAGCCGUCCCCUAACCAGUCUUCUAGCACUUCACAUGAAUUACCAAAAUGCAAAGUGCCAAGACUAGACACAAGGUGUAUUACCAGCAGUAACAAGGUAGAUGAGGUUAUUGACUUGUGUGAUGAUGAUCCUCAAGAACAAUAUGUGAGUCUGAAGGUGAAAGGCGGUGAUUCACUUGAGUCAACCUCUAGCAAAGUAGUAGAUGUUGAAGAAGUAGAAGAUGAAGAUUCUAACGUGAUUUUCGUUUCAUACAUUCCACCUAAAUCAAGUAAAGUAGCUGAACAGGAAAGAGAACUAUGUGAAAAGUUUACAGAAACAGAGAUGGAAAUCAGACAGGAAGAGGAAAUUGAAAAUUCUCAGACUGACGUCCUAGAAAAUGCGACAAAGCAGGAAAACAAAAUCUGUGAAGAACCUGGAACUGAUCAAACCACAGAAGAAACCCAAGAAGAGGGAACGGCCAGAAUCAAUCCGGUAGAAGAACCUGGAACUAAUCAAACCACAGAAGAAACCCAAGAAGAGGGAACGGGCAGAAUCAAUCCGGGCGUGGUUUCUGAGAGGGAAAACACACCUGAGAGUGAUGUGCAGCUGAAGAGAAAAUUUGGGAUCACAGCUGACGUCCAAAUAGUUUUACAAAGGAUCUCUUCCACUGAGUCAAAGGCAUCUCCAAAGAAGGUCCCUAAAAUUGGUUCAAUUAACAAACGUACAUUAGAUGGCAUUCGGAAGCUAAUACAGAGCUCACGGAUUGAAAUGAAAACAAAAAAGCUUAUUGAAACACAGGUCCCUUCUCCAAAGAGAGAGACAAAUCUUCAUGAGAGCAACCUCCAUGAUGUAAAGAGGAAGGCAGAGAAGCAGUUUGAAAACACUGUUGGUGAAGAUACAAGUCAAGGGAACAUCUUAAGACCAGAGGGUAGUCCUUCUGCAGAGAUAGAACCUGCAUCACGUAUAGAAACUUUUAGAGAGCAAAGGGAUGAGGAAACAAGUGAAUCUAGUGCUACGUCAAAGCAAUCAGAUUGCAUAGCUUCAACUUCAGGAACCCCAGAGUCUAUGGAGGUGGCCAAGCAGGCACCAGAUGUCGAGGAGAAUAUUACGGAGGAAUCAGAACCUGCAACAGUCUCAAAUGGAUGCCCACUGGCAGAGGCUGGGUUGAGAAGUGGUGGUGUGCCCUCCAGCAGCGUCUUGCAGUCCAAGGUCACACCGCCAAAGAAGGGGAAAGGAAAACAGUGCAGAGCAGUGCAGACAAAUGCAACGUUUGAUUUGCUGACGCUUGAGAGCAUGGAUGUCUGCGACUCAUCUGCUGUGUUGUUAGAAUCCAGCCCAUCAAGAACCUCCAGUAACGGAACUAGAUCCAGUGAGCUUGAGGUAGCUGAUGUGGAACUAAAGGAAUACCUUCAAGAUGCAGUGCCCACUGUGACUAGUGCCGAAGACACAGGGCCAGACUCUGUGGGGGAAUGCUGCCUGCCAACCUUGACGGAGUCCACUUCUGGCUUAAUUGAUGAACCGCCAUGGAACGAUUUCUUCUCUGCAGCACCCAUGGACCCAGAAGAAAUCAAGCGACAUGAGAAAAUUAAACGGCUGAAGGAGCUCCUUAAGGAAAAAGAAGCAGCCCUCGAAAAGAUACGAAAAAAUAUGCUAUAAGGUGUUUUAUUGGACAAUGUACAGUGUUGAAUAAUUUAUUGAAAUUCCUACAAAACAUGUAUAAUGUUUUUUCUAUAUCAUUGCAGGUCCAUUUAAAAGUAACAGUUUUAGUGGUGAGCAUUAUUAGUGUGAUUUCUUCCUGUCAGUUAUACUUUUACACUGAUCAUCCACAACAUUAAAACCACUGACAGGUGAAGUGAAUACCAUUGAUUAAGUCGGUACGAUGGCACCUGUCAAGGGGUGUGAUGUAUUAGGCAGCAAGUGAAUAGUCAGCUGUUGAAUUUGAUGUGUCGGAAGCAGGAAAAAUGGGUAAGCAUAUGGAUCUGAGCGGCUUUGACAAGGGCCAAAUUGUGAUGGCUAGACAACUGGGUCGGAGCAUCUCCAAAACAGCAGGUC
Messenger RNA from Scleropages formosus (Asian bonytongue), 3714 nucleotides. It is a transcript of the gene lrif1, whose product is annotated as ligand dependent nuclear receptor interacting factor 1. The transcript has 5 exons. Gene Ontology annotation, biological process: regulation of DNA-templated transcription. The record is from RefSeq and is a predicted model, not a curated record. The coding region runs from base 487 to 3318 and encodes 943 amino acids. NCBI's taxonomy places the organism in Eukaryota, Metazoa, Chordata, Actinopteri, Osteoglossiformes, Osteoglossidae. Gene Ontology annotation, molecular function: nuclear retinoic acid receptor binding.